Molecule: messenger RNA, 1843 nt
Organism: Rhopilema esculentum
Lineage: Eukaryota; Metazoa; Cnidaria; Scyphozoa; Rhizostomeae; Rhizostomatidae
Source: RefSeq, a predicted model, not a curated record
UGCGUGAAAUGGAGAAGAAGAACGACCUUCGAAACGAAAACAGAAACGUCAGUGGGUCAAGGUUCGUUAAUGCUGCUUAGGGGAUUUCUUAGCCGUAGAGAUCAGGUUGUUACUGGAAAUGGAGUCCCUUCAAGUUUCUGGCAAUGAUUUUGGAUUUUGUACUUCGCUGAUAGACAGUAAAACUGCAGAGAAACUUGUUGAAAACAUAAAGAUACUUGGUAUCCUGAGUAUAAUAUCAUCUUCACUGAGCAUAAUUGGUGCUGGAUCUGUCAUCAUCUUUGUUGUUUACAACAGAAUAUGUAGAAGCCCUGAUGUGAAUUCGCUAUUCCAUCUGUCAAUAGCAGACCUUUUGCUAGCAUUAUUUUGGAUAACUGGGCCAAUCAUUCACUUCAAGCAUGAGAAUCAGGGCUUUCCUCCAUUGGAGAUUGGAUAUUUUUGUGCUACAUGGCAAGCACUUUGUGAGAUGGUUCAUCUGAUGACAUUCUUUUUAACCGUCAACUAUGCACUGAAUGUGUUCCUGAGAAUGAAAGAGAAAAAAGAUAGGAUUGUACUUUUUGACAGCAUGGGAGAGUUGCAGACCUCAGGGCAAAAUGGCUGUAACACAGAGCGGAUCAAGUCAAUUGCCUAUUUAGUUUGGUGGUUGCUUCCAAUGGUCUUGAUUGCACCUCUGAUUUUUGAGAUCACUCAACAACAAGCAUCUUGCCAACGAUGCAUCAUAUUACUAGAUGCUCCUCGUACAACAACGGCUGAUGAUAAACUUGGUAAAUACAAUGGCUAUGUCCUAAUGAUAGCAACCCUGACUUUUGCUGUUUUUUCUAUUAUCGUUUUGUACGUCUCGACUUUAAGGAUGUAUCGAAAGACGCUACUUUGUUUCCACACAAACAGACAGCGAGUUGUUAUAAAAGCGAUGACACAUCGUGCUACUGCUUACGUCCUCGUUUUCAUUUAUUGCUGGACUCCAGCACUUAUUCUAGCAUCUCUCAGACUGCUUAAGAGAGACGAACGAAUGGUCAUCGAGUACUUCAGUCUCUAUGUGAUCCAAACCCUGUCGGCACCACUGCAAGGAUUUCUCAACAGUCUCGUUUAUGGAUGGAGUCGAAAGACCUUCAGGGAUGCAGUGACACGUGAGUCUCGCAACUGGCUGUCAAUAACAAAUAACUAUGGGACUCUUGAAUCACCUUCGACAUCAUUGAUGGGAUCGGCAGAUCUCGGGUCAUCGUGAUUAUUGAUACGACUCUAUAUUUGUCUUGAAUAGAAGAUAAUAUAUUAAAGAUCCAUUUAAUAUAAUUUUUGUUGAAAACCAAACUAGGCCGCUUCUUUAUAGAUCCGCAAUAACGCAAAACGAACACGGAAUGCUUUCAUAAAUUUGAAUCUCCAUUUUCAUCUUAAGUUACUAAAUAUUUCUUAAAUGACUGCAUAUCAAAAUAACAAUGGUUUUCAGUUUAACUUAGUUUGAUCACCAAUCAAGAACAACAAUAUAAUUGUAGACUAACUAACUUUAAAGGUAUUGGUAAGUAAGGAUUUUCUGAAGGAGGAGCUCCGUCAAUAUAUAGACAAGUCCAGGAGAGAGAGCACCCGCUGUGCUAAAAGCCUGUUUUAUUUCAUUUUUUAAAGUUCAAAGCUCAUUUUUUAACAUUGACAAGCAAUGUUCUCUUGUUGCUCGAUAUCUUUAAUUCUGCUCGACCUGCAUACCUUCUCACUAUCAGAUUCUAGCAUCUUCCUCUCAAAUUCUUGCAUUUGUACUUAGUAAGAGUGUUUUUUAUUUUUAAUCUAGACUUUUCGUAUACCUUUGUUUUUAUGUCUACCUAAGCAAAGACCGAGAUACAACUUUUUGUUAGAGGGG